Messenger RNA from Galendromus occidentalis (western predatory mite), 594 nucleotides. Its product is annotated as ATP-dependent DNA helicase pif1-like. NCBI's taxonomy places the organism in Eukaryota, Metazoa, Arthropoda, Arachnida, Mesostigmata, Phytoseiidae. The coding region runs from base 1 to 594 and encodes 197 amino acids. Gene Ontology annotation, biological process: DNA repair; telomere maintenance. The transcript has 2 exons. Gene Ontology annotation, molecular function: DNA helicase activity. The record is from RefSeq and is a predicted model, not a curated record.
AUGGCGCAUAAGAAGUCACUGGAAGCGUUGCACAAGACCUUGCAAGAUAUCAGAGUAAUCACAUUCCUCGACGCACCUGGGGGAACUGGAAAGACAUUCCUCACCAAUUUGCUGUUGGCAGAAGUCCGAAGCAAGGGGGAUUUAGCCUUGGCAAUGGCUUCCUCGGGAAUCGCCGCAACUUUGUUGCAUGGAGGUAGAACAGCUCACGCCACGUUGAAAUUGCCCUCAGACAUCGCUAAACAGGAAUCACCUGUGUGCAACAUCAGUAGACGAAGUAGUAUGGCAAAGGUUUUACGAUCAUGUAAAUUGAUCGUCUGGGAUGAAUGCACCAUGGCGCAUAAGAAGUCACUGGAAGCGUUGCACAAGACCUUGCAAGAUAUCGGAGGUAACCGAAUUCUGAUGGGGGGAAUUAUUUUGUUACUUUGCGGCGAUUUCCGACAAACUCUGCCUGUUAUCCCGAGAGCGACCCCCGCUGACGAAGUCAAUGCAUGUUUGAAAAGUUCUACCCUUUGGUUCAGCGUCGAAGUAGUAUCCCUGAAGCAGAAUAUGAGGGUCUCCUUGGGAAAAUCAGGUUACCUUGGCUUCUGUUUGUAA